Oryzias melastigma (Indian medaka) is the source of this 692-nucleotide messenger RNA. Its product is annotated as retrovirus-related Pol polyprotein. NCBI's taxonomy places the organism in Eukaryota, Metazoa, Chordata, Actinopteri, Beloniformes, Adrianichthyidae. The record is from RefSeq and is a predicted model, not a curated record. Bases 106 to 387 code for a protein of 93 amino acids. The transcript has 2 exons.
GUGCCUCAGACACUGUAGCUCUUUUGCACCAUCUAGCGGCUGAAGGCCACAAAGUCAGCAGACAGAAGCUGCAGUUUGCCAGGGAAGAAGUCACGUUCCUUGGCCAUGUUGUCAGUGCAGAAGGUGGUGGCGGCACUCCCGCACCCAGCUGACGGCCAGCUACACUCGCUGGUUCCUGGGGAUUUCGUGCUGGUGAAGAGCUUUAAGCGGAAGCGGUGGAACCACGAGCGCUGGCUGGGCCCUUUCCAGGUCCUCCUGACCACGCAAACCGCAGCCAAGGUUGCUGAGCGAGCAACUUGGAUUCACGCAUCACACUGCAGGAGAGUUCCACCUCCGGACCAACACCCAGCGCCACCUGCAGAUCCUGAGGAGAACAGUGUGGAGUGAAAAUAGCGUCCCACUGCGACAGUAGCGUGCCAAGCUCCAACUUUUCGCCUCACCAUGGAGAAUCCCCGCCCCUGGCAUCCGUUCAGAGAGUUCGGCUGGCCCCUCAGAGGCACCACCUGCCUCCUUGUCAUCCUAUCCAUCGUCAUUGUGUUCCCCAUUCUCUGGAUGCUCGACCCCCCUCGUACUCCACCCCCCGCUGUUCCCUCAUCGGUCAACUCGACCCUGAAUGUCAUCUUCAGCCUGCCCUCCACACCGGCCGCUGAUCUCCCCCCCCGGGUCCUGCAUCGACAGAAGCGUUGGUGCAG